Molecule: messenger RNA, 664 nt
Organism: Sturnus vulgaris (Common starling)
Lineage: Eukaryota; Metazoa; Chordata; Aves; Passeriformes; Sturnidae
Source: RefSeq, a predicted model, not a curated record
GUGUCCCCGCUGUCCCCAUGGAGCUGCUGUUCGGGCGCAGGCGCACUCCCGAGGAGCUGCUGCGGCAGAACCAGCGCGCUCUGGGCCGCGCCGUGCGGGAGCUGGACCGGGAGCGGCAGAAACUCGAGGCACAGGAGAAGAAAAUCAUCGUGGACAUCAAGAAAAUGGCCAAGCAGGGCCAGAUGGUCAGAGGGGACACCCUGGGGACACAGGGGACACUCUGGGGUGACGGGACACAGGACAAGGGUGGGGGGACACGGAGGGAACAAGGGGACAGACAGGGAUCAGGGGACAAGGGACAUGGAGAGGUCUGGGGGACACAGAGUCCCCAGCUGAAGCUGCCCCAGAUCCAGCGCAUCCUGCUGGAGUUCCAGAAGCAGUCGGAGCUCAUGGACAUGAAGGAGGAGCUGAUGAAUGACGCCAUCGAUGACGCCCUCGGGGACGAGGACGACGAGGACGAGAGUGACGCCGUGGUGUCCCAGUUUAUCCCAGUCCUUCCCAUGUCCCUUUGUCCCCUGGCAGCGCUGCCCCCCCCGGGGGGGUCCCUGGCGGCGGGGGAGGGGCGCGGGGGGGCCGAGGCCGCCUCGGCUGCGCUCGCGGACGCCGACGCCGACCUGGAGGAGAGACUGAAAAACCUGAGGAGGGACUGAGACCCCCGGGAUGG